This is a messenger RNA of Dichotomopilus funicola, 2553 nucleotides long. RefSeq lists its product as uncharacterized. Gene Ontology annotation, molecular function: cysteine-type deubiquitinase activity. NCBI's taxonomy places the organism in Eukaryota, Fungi, Ascomycota, Sordariomycetes, Sordariales, Chaetomiaceae. Gene Ontology annotation, biological process: protein deubiquitination. Gene Ontology annotation, cellular component: cytosol; nucleus. The coding region runs from base 1 to 2553 and encodes 850 amino acids. The record is from RefSeq and is a predicted model, not a curated record. The transcript is spliced from 4 exons.
AUGGCGGGGUUCUUCCAGAAGUUGAAAGGGGCCGGACCCGGUGCCUCCAAAGCCGACAAUACCGCGUCGACAAAGAAUAAGAAAGACGAGCCUCAGCGAGACCAAACGCCGCUCGAAAAACUGUUGCACAAUGCCGGCCCUGUCCGUGAAGACGGCAGUGAUAAGUUCUUCGGGUUAGAAAAUUUUGGGAACACAUGUUAUUGCAAUUCUAUCGUUCAGGCGCUAUACCACUCAGAGCAAUUUCGACAACAUGUUGUCAAUUACCCUCCAUCUCCCCCGGGAGAGGAGUUGAAUGGGAGCCAGCACACCGUCAACUUUACGAUACGGCCUCCACCACAGCCGGACGCGAACGGAACUGCUUCCGGGCUAAAUAAACACCGACCAUCAUUUGGUGCCGGGACAUUAGCACCCCCGAUGCCACCAUUACGCCCCGAAGACAAGCCCGAUUCGCCCGAGUACAAAAAGAAGCAGGCUAUGCUCAAGGGCCCGAUCUUUGAUCUAGCGCAAGAAAACGCGGGUCCUUAUGGCAUGGAAGAAUGCACCUUUACCGGCCUCCGGGACAUCUUCACGACUUUCAUCCACAGCCCUUCGAGGACAGGAGUGUUGAGCCCUCAGAGAUUCUUAGAUAUUUUCAAACGAAACAACGAAAUGUUCCGCAACUCAAUGCACCAAGAUGCUCACGAGUUCUACGGCAUUGUUCUCAACGACGUUAUUGCGACCGUGGAAGCCAACGCUAGGCGGACGCAAGAGGCAGCAGACAGCCAAAGGAAGGACGGCACGCUGCAAACUGCUGACCUUGCCUCAUCAAAUCCCGGGGCUGCUUUAGCAGCACGGACGGCAGGGGCGGGCUGGGUCCACGACAUUUUCGAGGGUGUGCUGACCUCGGAGACUAGGUGCUUGACUUGUGAAACCGCAUCACAACGGGACGAGACAUUUCUGGAUCUCUCCAUUGAUCUGGAGGAACAUUCGUCUGUGACGUCGUGCUUGCAGAGUUUCUCGGCCGAGGAAAUGCUGUGUGAGCGGAACAAGUUCCACUGCGACCAUUGUGGAGGAUUGCAGGAAGCCGAAAAGCGAAUGAAGGUCAAGAAACUGCCAAAGGUCCUUGCGCUACACCUGAAACGGUUCAAGUACACCGAGGACUACAGCAGGCUGCAAAAGCUAUUUCACCGAGUUGUUUACCCUUACCACCUCCGAAUGUUCAACACGACCGACGAUGCCGAGGAUCCCGACAGGAUGUAUGAGCUGUACGCAGUGGUUGUGCACAUUGGGGGUAAUGCCUACCAUGGGCACUAUAUCGCUGUUAUCAAGACAAAGGACCGAGGGUGGUUGCUUUUCGACGACGAGAUGGUGGAGCCGGUGGACAAGAAUUUCGUGCGGAACUUCUUUGGCGACAAACCGGGAAUGGCGUGCGCCUAUGUGUUAUUCUACCAGGAGACGACGUUUGAGAAGGUGCGGGAAGAGAUGGACGCAGAGGGUAUGGACCAAGUGAAGCAGGCCGCACAAACAGCAGACCUCGCCUCUACUACCGAGACCAACGGAACCAGCUCGGCUAUCCUCUCGAAAUACAACUCCCAACCCUUGCCCCCACUCGAUGAGAACGAAACCCUUGCGGCCCUUGACCAAACGAAGUCAACUCCGAUUGAGGUUGAAGCAGCUGCUCCCAGCAGCUUGAAUGGCCAUCUACCUGGGCCGCUCUCACCGUCGGAGGCUCACCAAUUAGUCGUGGCACCGUCCCCCGGCUCUGCGGUUAUAACUGAGGCGGACAAGGCUGCCACAGCACCGCCGAAGUCUGAGAAGCAAAUUGCGAAGGAGAAGAAGGAGCUGAAGGCGAGGGAGAAAGCGGAAGAGAAGGCACGAAAAGCGGCAGAAAAGGAACAAGCGCGUAUCGCGGCAAAGGAACGGUUUGAAACGAAUCAAAAAAACCGCGAGGCGCUCCGUCUCGAACGCGAGCAAUUACACAAGGCGAUUCAAGAAAGCAAGGAAUUAGCUGCAGAAGAGGAAAAGCGGCAAAAGAGAGAAGCCGCUACCGCGACCGAUACUGCUACCUCCUCUGAUGCGGGCGGUGGUGAUGACAACAACUGGAAUGGCUUCCUGAACCGCGCUCACCGGUCAAGCAAAUCAAUGCCUCGGAAGUCCAUGACCCGCAGGAGCUUCGCCUUCCUCCACAUCGGCCAGAACAAAGACGACGGCAAAAACGGGGAGGCCAAAGGCGACAAGGUCGACCACAGCGAAGAGAACGGAAACCAAAGCGAUUUGGGCGAGACCAAUGCGGCCACCAAUGGCGCAGUAAACGGCGCCCCCCACAGCCAUCAGAACGGAAGCAAUGCUACCAGUCAGGUACUUCUUAGCGGACAAGGUAGUGAGGAGGCAAUACGGGAAGUGUCUCGCCCUGGGACCUCGGUUGAUGCUGAUGUUAUUGGCCCACUGCGGAGCGAGGAUCCCAAGCGGGUCAAGAAAGAAAAGGAAAAGGAGAACCAGAAACCGCCACUCAAGGACAGGUUCAGUUUUGGGUUGGGGAAAAAGAAAAGCAGCAAGUUCUUGUCUUCGUCUUAG